Messenger RNA from Leishmania braziliensis MHOM/BR/75/M2904, 1746 nucleotides. Its product is annotated as putative paraflagellar rod component par4. The transcript has a single exon. The record is from RefSeq and is a predicted model, not a curated record. The coding region runs from base 1 to 1746 and encodes 581 amino acids. Lineage: Eukaryota; Euglenozoa; Kinetoplastea; Trypanosomatida; Trypanosomatidae.
AUGGUGGGGAAAAAGGGAAAGGGAAAGAAGGCGACGCUGGCCAAGGCAAAGGCUGAGGAGCAGCGUCUCAUUCAGCUGCGUGCCUUGGAGGCAGAAGCGGAGGAGUUUCAGCGGUUCGAGAAUGAGCGUCGCCAGCACGAUGAGCAAGAGGAGCGCAUUGCGUUUCUGCGCGAUGAGCAGCUUCGAAUAAUGCUUGAAAAGGACCGUCGUAUUGAAGAUGUCAUGCAGCAGCUCACCCGUGUGACAGCGGCGAUGCAGGACGACAAGACAGGUUAUGAGACUCAAAUCCAUGAACUGAGCAUGCUGCGCGAUGCGCUUCUAAAUGAGGAAAGCCUCUUAAAGGUGGAGAUGGAGGAGCUGCAUGAAAUUCUGCAACAGGAGCGCGUGAGUAACGCAACGUACGUGCAGCAACUACGCGACACGUUGGAGUCGGAGCGCAGUUUGCAUCAGGAGGAAAAGAAGAACCUCCGGUCUCAAGUGUGCGAGGCAACGGCUUCCAUGGAGCACACCAAGCGGCAACUGCAGCUCUCUUGCGAGUCUCAUGAGUCAGUGGUGCACGAGUUCAAGGUAAAGGUGCGCGACCUGGAGAGGGAGCUUGAAAAGGCGCUCACGAUGAACAAGGCGCUACAGGAUGCCGUGGAAGGACGGGAGAUCGAGGACCGCAAGAACGUGACGCUGCUGCAGCUGUUGAAUGCGCAGCUGGAAUCAGACAAACGGCGGUAUGAGGCGGACCUCUGCGAGGAGCGCGACCGUACAACCCAUGCUCGUGGGGAAGCGAGCCACCUUGAGGCGAAACUAAGGGAAACCCAGCGUGAACUGGACAUCGUCAGAGAGGAAGCGCGGAAAGCAAGAGUGUCGUGUGAGGACGAACUGCGUGAAUACAAGCAGCUCACAGAGCAGGUAAAGUUCGAUGCCGAGUAUCUGCACCGUGAGAUGGAAUCAAUGCGUGCCGAGCACGCCGCCGCUGCGGAGAAGAGUGAGGCGGCACAGGCGGCGAUGCAGGCCGAGCUGCAGCAGUGCCAAGUAGAGCUGGAGGCGUCUCAAAAGAAAAACAGCGAGGUGGGGUCGCUGCUGCUGCGGAAGGAACGCGAGCACUUCGACAAGGUCACUUUUCUGAAUGCGCAGGUCGCGAACGGUCGCACUGCUAUUGCGCGGCUGCAGGAAAAAAUGGAGAGGGAACGGACCGCGCACGGGGACGAGCUGCAGCAGCAUAAUGAUACGAUUCAGCAAACCAUGCAAGAGCUGGAGCGAGUCAGCAACGCGGAGAGCGUACAGCUGAGGGAGAGGCACAUGUACGAACAGCGGCUGAUAACGGACAUGGACGGGCUCAAGACCACCAUCAGGGAACUCCGCACACGCGUCAUGGAGCAGGACGAUGCGUACGAGCAGUUACGAGAGCUGAAGGAAAGCGAGAUUGAGCGGCUACGAUGCAUUUUAGACGCGCAUUUCAUCCCAAACCGCCAAGACGUCAAGGUCUCCCGCGCAAGCAGCCGAGCCGACGAGCUCUUUUUGGUGUCAGAGGAGCUUCGGUCAGUAAAGAAGGAGAUGGCGCUGAAGGAGACCGCUGCGAAGGAGACGGAAAGAUGGCUGCGGGCACGCAUUGCCGAGCAAGUGGAGGUAAUUGAUUCCCUCCAGUUGGACCUCAAGCGCACCGAGCUUGGCCGAAACGAGAGCAUCUGUACGCUGAAGGACGAAGUCAGGCGACUACGCAAAACACUUGAAGUUCACAGCAUACCGUGCUCAUAG